UGGGUAUAAUAGGAGGCAACGCGCGGUGAAGGGAUUUCGCAGAGGCAGGAGGGAGGUGAGCGGUGGGAAGAGAGGAAGGAGCUGCCCAUCCCUGGCCACGCUGCUCACCGGCACCGACGGGCCACCGGCGACCUGCCCGGGGAGGGGCACAAUGAACAUCGAAGUGCACAACAUCACUUACACCAGCGCCACCAUCUCCUGGGCCAUGAACAACCCCUGUCCAGAGAACUACUACCAUGUCAUGUACCGUCCCAACUGGAACAGUGUCUUCGCUGGCUAUUUACGCCAAAAUUUCCACCGUGAGGAGCGAGUUCCUCACCCCCUCAGCUCCCUCGUCCUCCACCGACUCACACCAUCCACCAUCUACGUCCUCUGCAUCACGUGCAAGAACUCUUACCCCUCCAGCAACCAUUGCACCACCUUCCACACUCUGGACAAAAGCCCUCUGGUUUUCGGCGGCUCUAAGCAUGAGCCUACCACCUCCAUGUGGAUGGUGAGCAGCCUGUUGCUCCUCUGCUUCGUUGCCCUCCUGGCUUAUGGCUGCCUGCAGUUCUGGUCUGCACAGUGCCACCGGGCUGCGAGGCUGAAGCACCCUGAUGCCAGCCCCGAAGAAGUAGGAGAAGAGAGCAGCUCACCAGAAGGGCCCCUGAAUGAUGGGCUGAGAGAGGAGCUUCUGGAGGUCCCCAUGACCACUGUGCUAAUGAGGAGCUCCAGUUUCAUGCGGGAGAGUCCGUACAGCUCCCCUCACUGCUUUUUUUCCUAUAAAACCAGCGACGAUAAAAGGGCCAUCUUGCCACAGCAUGGCCUUCAAUGAGAGCAAAACAAAGGCAGACCCUGCUUAGAGGUUUGGUUCGUGCUGUCCUUUCCCAGCUCUUGCCAACAGGACUGUCUGUGUGUCCAUGGGGGCUGUUUGUCCCAGGGUAGACCAUGAGGUGGAGACACUGGUCGCAGGGAGAAAGAUUUUUGUCGAGUGACAAAAAUAUUCUCAGUUGCUGGGUUUUUUUCAAAAAGAACCCAAGCCAGCUCUCUGGGAACGGCCAGGGUUGGCUGACUGUAGUGUCAUUAGCUAAUCUGCAUCUGCUAAUCUGCUGUAGGUUCACUUUGGAGUCAUAAAUCAACAUGCACAAGAAAUAAACUCCACUCAAGCAGUUUCACACUUGAGCAUCACAUCCCAAGUCCUCUAACGCCUGUACAAACAGCCAUCGCAGCUGAUGAGAGAUUUUUGUCAGUAUUAAGUAGUCUAUGUUUGCACACACAAGUAUUUUAGUAGUACCCAUUUUGAACUACAAAUGGGAUUCUUGAAUUGGCACCUUCCUUAGGAAGGAACUCCAACUCGUUCUCUCUGCGUCUUUAGAUGGAUGUGACUUGGUCUUGGUACCAACCCCAAGCACAGAGCAGUGUCAGCAUCUCCUGACAUAGGCAUGUGAUGGAGAAGAAUAUGGGAAAGCAAUAGCACAAGCACACUGAAUCUGCUUCUUGCAUGGCUUUUUGGUUUUACAUGGCAACGCGACCCUGCACAUUUGCACCCGCCAUUCUGUUAAUGAACUAGUUCUUACAUUUCUUUCUUCCUAAAUAAAUACUUCCAACAUCCA
Molecule: messenger RNA, 1592 nt
Organism: Calidris pugnax (ruff)
Lineage: Eukaryota; Metazoa; Chordata; Aves; Charadriiformes; Scolopacidae
Gene: FNDC9
Product: fibronectin type III domain containing 9
Exons: 2
Coding region: 152-814 (220 amino acids)
Molecular function (GO): protein binding
Source: RefSeq, a predicted model, not a curated record